CCCGCCCACUUAGUGACCACCUACCUAUAAAAAACAAAAAUACCACCCUUCCCGUUCAAACCGACUUCUGGCCUGCAGUCACAAUUCAAAAGUGACAAUGUUUAAAAUUAUACUCGUGGUAAUUUUCUGCUCCUCAGUGAGAAUUGCGUGUGGAGAGGAUUCGAGUGGACCGCAACAAAUAACUGUCGACGAAACUACAACUGAUGCUAACAACUGCGAGUGCUCCGUUUUUAACACCUCGGAGCCGAGCCCGGAUCACCCAUCGAUCAUGAUUCAAAGCGUCCUUCACGUUGAGUGUAAUGAAGAAGGCAAAGCCACCUGCGCCGCCCUGUGCAAAGCUUUGGCGCUCGCCGCCCAUGAAAAGUCGCCCAAAAUCCUCUGCGCCCAUUUGGGAGAUUGCAACAAUUUCGAGGUUUUUCUGCACAGCCGCAUUUGUGGUUCCGAUUGGCAAUUCACCGGUCUGAAUCGUGGCAAUCUGUGCUGUCAGAAAUCUGAAGUAAUCGAGUGCAAUCAACAGAAUUAAAGUUUAAGCUGUUUACUCUAUAAGUUUAGUAUGUAUUUUAAGUUUUGUUUAUUAUUGAUAUUUUGAUAAGUACCCAAAUGUUGAUGACAACCUGGCAAUGAGAAUGUAUACGAUUUUGGAAAUAUUAAAUAUAGUGCUAAAAUAUU
Photinus pyralis (common eastern firefly) is the source of this 669-nucleotide messenger RNA. RefSeq lists its product as uncharacterized. Bases 98 to 523 code for a protein of 141 amino acids. The record is from RefSeq and is a predicted model, not a curated record. NCBI's taxonomy places the organism in Eukaryota, Metazoa, Arthropoda, Insecta, Coleoptera, Lampyridae. The transcript has 3 exons.